Messenger RNA from Theileria equi strain WA, 1440 nucleotides. RefSeq lists its product as hypothetical. The transcript has a single exon. Lineage: Eukaryota; Apicomplexa; Aconoidasida; Piroplasmida; Theileriidae. Bases 1 to 1440 code for a protein of 479 amino acids. The record is from RefSeq and is a predicted model, not a curated record.
AUGGCGGAUAAGAAGGAAUCAGGCACUCUUGAAAAGAUUGUGGCCUUUUUGGCCGGUCUAUCCUUUUACCAACUACCUUACCUGGCCCUGGCUACCGGCAAGUACACUCUGGGAAGGUUUAUGAUAUCCCCAAGCUUCGUGAGCAUAUACAUUAACCGGAUUAAUGUAUCCUUUAGGAUCAUUACUCUCCUGGGAAUCACAACAAUGACAGUAUACUCCCAGUGCAAGGGACGUUACAAGACACAGCUUUGCAUGGCGUUCUUCCCAUUGCUCCAUCUUUGCUAUAUUUUCCUCCUGUUUGUCUAUGCUUCAGGAGGAGCUCAGGGGCACAUGACCUUGUAUUACUGGGGGAUUUUAAUUGGAUCGUUUGUCCUUGGCUUAUGCUUUACUACGGCCGUAGAGAUUUUAUCCGCAAACGUAGUCUGUCUCCUAGCAGCUCUUCCAAUGGCUGGAAUUGUAGUAUCACUUUAUCACCUCUCAUUUCUGGUAAUUGGAAGCUUCAUUGGAGUGUCUGAUGUCAACUACUGGCUAGUCGUGUGCCAGAUUAUCAUGGGCGCAUUGUUGACUGGAUCAAGCGCAAUUUUGUACAUUGUUGCUUAUUGGAAUAAGAAGGAUGCUACAGGUGGAGAUGGUGGAGAUCCUGACCCAUUCAUGACAGCCUUUGCAAAGGCCUGGUCACCCAUCCUUUUAAUCACUCUGGGUUAUGGUCUUCACAGUGCCUUUUAUUCUGCCAUUGCACCUUACAAGCUCAUAGGAGUUAGAAAGGGGUACACAAUCGAUAUGACUAUCCUCUUUACAAGCGCUAUAGCUCCCUUGUCAGUUUUAGUUUUAAAAGAGAAGGAUAUGGGACCAAACAAACCGUGGAGAGACAGUGAUGCCAUAUGGCAUGCCUCGUGGAUAUUCUUUGUAAUUGAGGUAUUUUGUGCCGUUAUAUUUGCAUGUAGUCUUCAUUUCCCCGAGUGGAGGCUCACAAAAGUUGUCAGAAGUAAUGCUCUUGUUUUGGGAUUUCUCACUGUUUUGUAUGAUACAUGCGCACAGGCAACAAGAACUAUUGGUACCAACGGAGCAGACACGCAAGGGCAGCCAAAAACAAGUAAUAACAUCAUGAACACCUUUAACACAUUCACAUAUUCCCUCUCGCAAGUUAUCUUUGCAUUCCUCGGAGACGGCUAUGUCAAGACGUACUCCAAAUAUGAACACAAUAGGGAAAGGUGGCCCACUAAGCAUUACACCAAUAAAAGAGCAUUCUGGUUCUGGACCUGGAGCGCAACAAAAGUCUCGUACCAUACUCUUGGAACCGCAUUUACCACAGAUUUAAGAUCCGAAGUUAUCGGAAAGAAGGAGCUUCUCUUUAUUGUCUAUGCCGAUGACACUAAUGACAGUAGCAAACCUACCAAGGCAAAAGAUCCUAAAGUAAUGAAGAUAGUUCAUGGUAUUUAA